Ahaetulla prasina is the source of this 1378-nucleotide messenger RNA. RefSeq names its product 4-hydroxyphenylpyruvate dioxygenase (gene HPD). The transcript has 14 exons. Gene Ontology annotation, molecular function: 4-hydroxyphenylpyruvate dioxygenase activity. The record is from RefSeq and is a predicted model, not a curated record. Gene Ontology annotation, cellular component: Golgi membrane; endoplasmic reticulum membrane. Lineage: Eukaryota; Metazoa; Chordata; Lepidosauria; Squamata; Colubridae. Gene Ontology annotation, biological process: L-tyrosine catabolic process. The coding region runs from base 66 to 1247 and encodes 393 amino acids.
UCCACACUGUCUCUCUGCCUCUUUCCGCCUUCUCACUUUCUGCUGCUCCAAGGAAAAAACCCAAAAUGACAACCUAUACAGAUAAAGGAGAAAAGCCGGCCCGAGGGCGAUUCCUGCACUUCCACUCCUUGACUUUCUGGGUUGGCAAUGCCAAGCAGGCUGCAUCGUUUUACUGCAACAAAAUGGGGUUUGAAGAACUGGCCUACCGAGGCUUGGAAACCGGCAGCCGAGAUGUGGUUUCCCACGCUGUCAAGCAGGAUAAGAUUAUAUUUGUUUUCUCCUCGGCCCUUAACCCUGGAAAUGAAGAAAUGGGACGACACUUAAUGCAGCACGGAGAUGGCGUCAGAGAUAUUGCCUUUGAAGUGGAAGACUGCGAUUCCAUCGUGCAGAAAGCUCGGGAACGUGGAGCCCGUAUAUUGCGAGAGCCCUGGACAGAAGAAGACAAGCACGGGAAAGUAAAGUUUGCGAUCGUGCAAACGUAUGGAGACACCACCCACACCCUCAUAGAAAAACAGAACUACAAGGGUCUCUUCUUACCUGGAUUUGAAGCCCCUCUCUUUAAGGACCCGCUCUUAAAAAAACUACCUGCUGCAAAACUGAAUUUUAUUGAUCACAUUGUGGGGAAUCAGCCCGACCAGGAAAUGCUCUCUGUGGUAGAAUGGUAUCAGAAGAUCCUCCAGUUCCAUCGCUUCUGGUCUGUGGACGACAAACAGCUGCACACUGAAUACAGCGCCCUGCGGUCUGUUGUCAUGGCUAAUUAUGAGGAGACCAUCAGAAUGCCCAUCAAUGAACCUGCGAUGGGCAAGAAGAAAUCUCAGAUCCAGGAAUACGUGGACUAUUACGGAGGCCCUGGAGUCCAGCACAUUGCCCUGAAUACUUCCGACAUCAUCACUUCGAUCACAAACUUGAAAGACCGUGGCAUGGAAUUCAUGUCCGUCCCAGCAACGUACUACCAGCAGCUCCGGGAGCGGUUGAAGACAGCCAAGAUCAAAGUGAAGGAAAGCAUUGAUAAACUGGAGGAACUCAAAAUCUUAAUUGACUUUGACGAGAAGGGCUACCUGCUUCAAAUCUUCACCAAGCCCGUUCAGGAUAGGCCGACAGUCUUCCUUGAGGUCAUCCAGCGCUACAACCAUGAGGGCUUUGGAGCAGGAAACUUCAAGUCUCUGUUUGAAGCUAUUGAAAUUGAUCAAGAUGCUCGAGGCAACCUGACCAUCUUGACACCCGACGGAGAAUCCAAGCUGAUGUAACGUCCAUCAGCCCCCAAAUUGAGAUAUCUUUUAUCUGAGUAAAAUGCGAUGGGCAAAGUUUACGCCCCGAUCUUCCAUUGUAGCCUGAUCUCCCCCCCCCCCGAAUUAAAAUAAAUAAAUAAAUAAAUGAG